Messenger RNA from Saccharomyces paradoxus, 888 nucleotides. RefSeq names its product mediator complex subunit MED6 (gene MED6). NCBI's taxonomy places the organism in Eukaryota, Fungi, Ascomycota, Saccharomycetes, Saccharomycetales, Saccharomycetaceae. Gene Ontology annotation, molecular function: transcription coactivator activity. Gene Ontology annotation, biological process: regulation of transcription by RNA polymerase II. The coding region runs from base 1 to 888 and encodes 295 amino acids. The transcript has a single exon. The record is from RefSeq and is a predicted model, not a curated record. Gene Ontology annotation, cellular component: mediator complex; core mediator complex.
AUGAACGUAACACCAUUGGAUGAACUGCAAUGGAAAUCUCCAGAAUGGAUACAAGUUUUUGGUUUAAGAACUGAAAACGUUCUGGAUUACUUCGCAGAAUCACCAUUUUUCGAUAAAACGUCGAAUAAUCAGGUAAUUAAGAUGCAAAGACAAUUCUCUCAGCUAAAUGAUCCUAAUGCUACUGUGAAUAUGACGCAGAACAUAAUGAACUUACCGGAUGGGAAGAAUGGAAACUUGGAAGAGGAGUUUGCCUAUGUGGAUCCGGCAAGAAGACAAAUUCUCUUCAAGUAUCCUAUGUAUAUGCAACUAGAGGAGGAGUUGAUGAAGUUGGAUGGUACUGAGUAUGUAUUGAGCAGUGUAAGGGAACCCGACUUCUGGGUCAUCAGGAAGCAAAAACGAACAAACAAUCCUGGUUUGAGAAGCUCCAAGGGACCAGAGAUUAUUCCAUUACAAGACUACUACAUAAUUGGUGCAAACGUCUACCAAUCGCCAACCAUUUUUAAAAUUGUGCAGAGUAGACUGAUGUCCACAAGCUACCAUUUAAACAGCACAUUGAAGAGCUUGUACGACCUGAUUGAGUUCCAACCUUCCCAAGGCGUACACUAUAAAGUACCUAUAGAUACUAGCACCACUGCGACCGCUGCCACUAACGGCAAUAACGCUGGCGGAGGCAGUAACAAGAGCAGCGUGCGACCAACCGGUGGCACCAACAUGGCCACUGUUCCCUCAACCACAAACGUCAACAUGACAGUCAACACCAUGGGUACGGGAGGGCAGACUGUAGACAACGGUACUGGUCGUGCUGGCAAUGGUAACAUGGGAAUAACUACAGAAAUGUUGGACAAGCUAAUGGUCACAAGCAUCAGGUCCACCCCAAACUACAUAUGA